Lytechinus variegatus (green sea urchin) is the source of this 1169-nucleotide messenger RNA. RefSeq lists its product as uncharacterized. Lineage: Eukaryota; Metazoa; Echinodermata; Echinoidea; Temnopleuroida; Toxopneustidae. The record is from RefSeq and is a predicted model, not a curated record. The transcript has 2 exons. The coding region runs from base 1 to 951 and encodes 316 amino acids.
AUGGGCGGUGGGUUCUCCAUUAUUGGAGCAUAUUUCAUGAUAAUCAUGGAGCAAGAAAGUAGACAAGUUCGCGUCAUAUUAUGGUGUUAUCCCCGUACUCUCUCAACCGUACUCACGAAAUGUUUGAGUUUUAUCGAGGACAUUGAAGUUUGGUUUGAACCUUUCACUUACUGCGAUAUUCCGAACAUUUUAUACCGGGCGGAAACUGGGAAGGACCUUCCCCCGGAGUACACGGCUGAGAAUUCAGGUGAAUUUGCGGCUGCUGUCAGAUUGUUUGUGGAGCAGCUGGGUGUUUCGCCGUCAAGCAUUGAACCUGAGCGCAUUGCCUAUGGUAGUGUGAAACAACGCCUGGAUUCAACGCAGAGUAAAUUUGUCCUUGUCAAAGACAUGAGUGUUGCAUUGCGGGACGAGACUCUACGCAAGUACAUACCAUCCGGAUAUCAGCAUGUGUUUCUCAUUCGAGAACCAAUGUCUGCCUUCCGUUCCUAUCGCAAAGCUUGCAUCAUCCGCGAUAAACCAAAAGAUGAAGAGUUGUACCAUGUCGUGAGAGACGAUGCCUAUCUGACCGCUGAUGAAUUCUUUCCGAGCCUUCACAGCCUGUGGAAGUAUGUCCGGCAUAACAUUGACCCGAACCCAAUGGUCAUCAACGCAGAUGACCUGAAGACCGACCCUGGAGCCGUUCUCAAGAAGUUUUGCGCAAAGACGGGACUUCCUUACAGUGAUUCGUUGCUACGCUGGGAUGCUUCAACCAAGGUUGUGAAAACCUGGAAGGCUUGUGGGGAAACGCUUCUCCAUGAUUUACCAAUAUUUUUCCUCGAUGCUGCGACGUCAAGUGAGUUUGUGGCUUCAGCAAGUAAACCUGUUACUCGCGAAGAACUCACAGAAGAUGUCCUUAGACUGGUGGAUGUUGCCUUACCCCUUUAUCAGGAGAUGAAUGAAUAUAAAGUUUGAACAUUGGGUGAUUUCAAGUUCAGUGUUGACCUUUGAUAAUUGUGUUGGGCCAAUAUUGACUGUUUUGUUGAUGUUAAAAGUAUAGUUAUUUUGUACUUAGUAUACAGCUGAUAUAAAUGAUGAUUGAUGAUUACUGCGAUGCCUGAAGAUUAAUUAAAAGAUAAUUUGUAUCUAUGCUGCACUUUUGUACUAGCUAGUAUAUUGUAUUAAAACUGAAA